This is a messenger RNA of Miscanthus lutarioriparius, 1668 nucleotides long. The record is from the annotation of a GenBank genome assembly. Lineage: Eukaryota; Viridiplantae; Streptophyta; Magnoliopsida; Poales; Poaceae.
AUGUCGGCUCUGGCGGGGACAGGGACCUACUCCCCGGCGGCGCCCGCAGGGGACAAACGGCGGGAGAGGAAGGAGGAGCUGCGGCGCCACCUCGUCGAGGACGCCGACUGGCCCCGGGCCGACGGCCGCUCCUUCCACGACUGCCGACCAGCGUUUAUGCAGACAGGACCAACUACUGCUGCAUCAGGUUCUGCUUAUGCGGAAUUUGGGAAGACAAAGGUCAUUGUAUCGGUGUUUGGACCAAGGGAAAGUAAGAAAGCAAUGAUGUACAGUGAUGUUGGUAGGCUCAAUUGCAAUGUGAGCUAUACAACAUUUGCCACUCCAGUGCGUGGACAGGGAGCAGACAACAAAGAGUACUCAUCGAUGCUUCAUAAAGCUUUGGAAGGCGCAGUAAUGCUACACACUUUUCCAAAGACCACUGUUGAUGUUUUUGCCUUGGUUCUUGAGUCUGGUGGCAGUGAUCUUCCCAUCAUUAUAUCAUGCGCAAGUCUUGCACUGGCAGAUGCUGGAAUCAUGAUGUAUGACCUUGUUACAUCCGUAUCCGUGUCCUGUUUUGGAAAGAACAUCAUCAUCGAUCCAACCUCGGAUGAGGAAGCAUGGCAAGAUGGAAGCCUUGUGGUGGCUUUCAUGCCAGCCCGCAAGGAGAUCACACAACUCACGCUCAACGGAGAGUGGAGUGAUGGCAGAAUAACCAAUGCAGUAGAGCUCUGUAUGGAUGCUUGCACCAGGCGCAAGCCGUUCCCCCAUACCGCGCGUGAGGUAUUUAAGCCCCUCACUCCCCCAGUCCUCUCGUGCCAUCGCCAUUCACCUCCAGCUCUCCAAGCCCCGGAACCUUAUCACCAAAUCCUCAUCUCAUCCCGAGCGUCAUGGCGGCCGCGCUCUUCUCCACCUCUCUCUCACCCCGCUUCAUCGCCCUAUCCUCCCCCCGAGCCGGCUGCGCCCGCGGCCUCAGCUUUCCUCCCCUUCAGGCCGCCGCUGCGCGCUGUGUCAGCGCCGGGGAGGCGUGUCUUCGAGCCCGUGGCCGUCGCGGUGUCGUCAGAGUACGAGACCGAGGGCGCGGAGCAGGAGGAGGAGGGAGCGGAGGAGUUCUCCGAAGACCUCAAGCUGUUCGUCGGCAACCUGCCGUUCAGCGUCGACAGCGCGCAGCUCGCCGGGCUCUUCGAGCAGGCCGGCUCCGUCGAGAUGGUCGAGGUUGUAUAUGAUAGAAUGACUGGACGGAGCCGUGGAUUUGGAUUCGUGACAAUGUCUUCAGCUGAAGAAGCCGGAGCUGCUGUCGAGCAAUUCAACGGUUAUACAUUUCAAGGAAGACCACUGAGGGUGAACUGUGGACCGCCGCCGCCUAGAGACGAAUUCACACCAAGAGCGCCAAGGGGUGGUAGUGGAGGUGGUGGUAGCUUUGUCGAUUCAGGGAACAAGGUCUACGUGGGGAACCUUGCAUGGGGCGUUGACAACUCAACUCUUGAGAACCUAUUCAGUGAGCAAGGGCAGGUGCUUGAUGCUAAGGUCAUAUACGACAGGGAGAGUGGCAGAUCAAGGGGGUUUGGUUUCGUCACCUAUGGCACCGUCGAGGAGGUCAACAAUGCCAUAUCGAACCUUGAUGGCAUCGACUUGGAUGGUAGACAGAUCCGAGUCACGGUUGCAGAAUCAAAGCCGAGGCGUCAAUUUUGA